AUGCUUUCAUCACGAGCAUUGACUCGACAAGGCCUUCGGGUCAACCGCCGAUUUUUGGCAAGAAGAUCCCAAACUUCCGUGGCUCACAAGUCAUUCCGAAGGGCGGCAUCUCGGCCACUUGGUAACAGUCUAAAGAGACUUCCAAGUGUCUUGCCUUACUCGACCGAACAAAUUUUGAAGUCUAGAGAUUCCAAGAUUGAUUUGUCCAAACAAAGAAUCUUGUACGACGCCAAGGAUGAAAAGGAUAACUGCGGUGUCGGUUUGAUUGCGAAUCUUAAGUCAAAGCCUUCUAGACAUGUCGUCGAUGUUGCUGACGAGAUGCUUGUCCGUAUGAGCCAUCGCGGAGGAUGUGGUUGUGAUCCAGCUUCGGGAGAUGGUGCUGGUAUGCUCUUUGGGAUGCCCGACAGCUUUAUGCGCUUGAAGGCCAAAGAGAACUUUGGUGUGGACCUUCCCGAAAUGGGAAAGUAUGCCGUCGCCAAUAUAUUUUUCCCACCCGCCAGUGACACUCGAUCCAUUAUGGGCGAUUGCAAAGCCAUUGUCACACGUCUCGCCAAGGAACGUGGCGUCAAUGUCCUAGGAUGGCGUCCUGUGCCCGUGGACAAUUCCAUGCUCGGAAAGGAACCUUUGAACUCCGAACCCAUCACCGAACAACUCUUUGUGACCAUGGAUAAGGCCCAAGAUCAACGUGCCUUUGAACAAGACUUGUUGUUGGUCCGCAAAAUGGCCGAAACGGAAGUCCAAGAAAUGUUGGGUCCCGAAUCUGGAUUCUAUGUCAACUCCUUGACCACCACCCACAUUACCUACAAGGGACAAUUGACACCGGAACAAGUCAGCCAGUAUUACCUGGAUUUGCAAGACCCAGACUUUCUCAGUCAUCUUGCUCUGGUCCAUUCUCGUUUCUCUACCAACACCUUUCCUUCGUGGGAACGUGCCCAACCCAUUCGCAUGAUGUGUCACAAUGGAGAAAUCAAUACUCUUAGAGGAAACAAGAAUUGGAUGUAUUCUCGAGGUGGAAUCAUGGAAUCGCCCGAAUUUGGGGACGAUACCACCCAUCUAUUGCCAGCUACUUCGGACAACAUGAGUGACUCUGGAAACUUUGAUUCCGUCUUGGAACUCAUGACCAAGGCAUCUUCUCGAUCUCUUCCAGAAGCCGUCAUGAUGAUGAUUCCAGAGGCAUGGCAAGAUAACGACAACUUGUCCGAAGCCAAAAAGGCGUUUUACGAGUUCAACUCUUGUGUCAUGGAACCUUGGGAUGGACCUGCCAUGGUUGCCUUUACUGAUUCUCGGUACAUUGGUGCCACUUUGGAUCGUAACGGUCUACGACCAUCCAGAUACUAUGUUACCAAGGAUGAUCACGUGGUUCUUUCCUCUGAGAUUGGAGUCUGCCCUGAACUUCCUGAUUCGGAAGUCACUAUCAAGCAUCGUUUGGAACCAGGAAAGAUGUUCUUGGUUGACUUUGAAACUCAACGCAUUGUUCCAGAUGAUGAAAUCAAGGAACAGAUUGCUGCCCUCAAGCCCUAUGGAGACUGGAUUGAGAAUCACAUGAUUGAUUUGGAAAAAUGGACUGCCGCCUCUGGAACUGCUCGCGAGCCCAUGGACUUUGCUGUGACCAACCGCAAGCUCAACUUGUUUGGAUACUCGAGCGAGAAAUUGGAGAUGCUCUUGUUGCCCAUGGCUGUCGGUGGUAAGGAACCACUUGGAAGUAUGGGAAAUGAUGCUGCCUUGGCCGUCUUGUCGGAACAUCCUCGUCAAGUGAAUGAUUACUUCAAGCAACUCUUUGCUCAAGUGACCAACCCUCCAAUUGAUCCCAUUCGUGAGGAAAUUGUCAUGAGUUUGGUCUGUCCUGUUGGACCUGAAGGAAACCUCUUGGAUGACCCUAACGAGACACACUGUCAACGAUUGGUCGUCAAGUCACCGGUCUUGUCCUUGGAGGAAAUGGCUACUCUCAAGAACGACGAAUUCAAGGCUACUACUGGUGGACCAGGAUUCAAGACUACCGUGAUUGAUACUACUUUCCCUGUGGAUGCUGGUGUCGAUGGCAUGUUGGCGGCUCUCGAACGCAUUUGUGACCAGGCUGCUGAAGCCAUUCAAGGUCCCGCCCAUGGAAAGAAGGGAGUUCAAGGUAUCAUUCUUUCUGAUAAGUUUGCUGGACCUGACCGCAUGGCAUUGCCUUCUUUGGUAGCUGUUGGUGCUGUCCACCAUCACUUGAUUGGUACCAAGCAACGCCCCAAAGCUGCCAUCUUUGCCGAAGUUGGUGACUGUAAGGAAGUCCAUGAUUUUGCCACUAUUUUUGGAUAUGGUUGCGAUGGAGUUUGCCCGUACAUGGCCUACGAAGCCAUGUGCAAGAUGAAUGCUGAUGGUAUGGUUGAAGCCACGGCUAAGCGCGAGUUCACCGAUGACGAGCUCAUGACCAACUACCGCAAGGCUGCUGCCAAGGGUCUUCUCAAGGUUAUGAGCAAGAUGGGUAUCUCCACACUUCAAAGUUACAAGGGUGCUCAAGUCUUUGAAGCUGUUGGUUUGGCCGAAGAAGUUGUCGAUCGAUGCUUCACUGGUACUACCACCAGAAUUCAAGGUACCGACUUUGAAGCAUUGUACCGUGAUAUGGAACGAUUCCACGAUGAUGCUUUCCCCCGCCAUUCUCAAGAAGACGAUAUCUUGGUUCGUAGUGAUGGUCAAUUCCACUGGAGAGAUGGUGGCGAAGCUCACUUGAAUACUCCUGGUGGCAUGGUGAACCUUCAGGUCGCUGCCCGAACCAAUUCUCGAGAUGCCUACAGGGAAUUCUCCAGAAUCACCAACGAACAAAACCAAAAGGUCACUCUUCGUGGACAGCUCAAGUUCCAGUUUGAUCCCUCCAAGGGCAUUCCUCUCGAGGAAGUUGAACCUGUGAGCGAGAUUGUGAGGCGAUUUGCCACUGGAGCCAUGUCUCUUGGUUCUAUCAGUCAAGAAGCUCACGAAACUUUGGCAGUUGCCAUGAAUCAAAUCGGAGGACGUUCCAACACUGGAGAAGGUGGUGAAGAUCCCCUGAGAUUCAAGGACAACCGUCGAUCCAGUAUCAAGCAAGUGGCCUCUGGUCGUUUUGGUGUCACUUCUGAAUACCUUGCGAACAGUGACCAAAUUCAAAUCAAGAUGGCACAAGGAGCAAAGCCCGGAGAAGGAGGAGAACUUCCUGGAUUCAAGGUUUCCCAGUACAUUGCCAAGAACCGUCACACUACCCCUGGCGUUGGUUUGAUUUCCCCACCUCCCCAUCACGACAUUUACUCGAUUGAGGAUCUUGCUCAACUAAUUCAUGAUUUGAAGAACGCACAACCACAUGGAGAAGUUUCUACCAAGCUUGUCUCUGAAGUUGGUGUCGGUGUUGUCGCUGCUGGUGUUGCCAAGGCUUUCUCUGACCACAUCCUUGUCAGUGGACACGAUGGUGGUACAGGAGCAGCUGCCUGGACUGGAGUCAAGGGAUGUGGACUUCCAUGGGAACUUGGUCUUGCCGAGACUCAGCAAACUCUUGUUCUCAAUGGACUUCGUGACCGUAUCAAGUUGCAAACUGAUGGUCAACUCAAGACUGGACGCGAUGUCGCCAUUGCAUGUCUUCUUGGAGCUGAAGAAUAUGGUUUCGCUACUGCCCCAUUGAUUACCAUGGGAUGCAUCAUGAUGCGAAAGUGCCAUUUGAAUACCUGCCCCGUUGGUAUUGCUACUCAAGACGAAGAACUCCGAAAGAAGUUUACUGGUCAACCAGAGCACGUUGUCAACUAUUUGUUCUUCGUUGCUGAGGAAGUUCGUGAGAUUAUGGCCAAGCUUGGAUACAGAACAAUGGAAGAGAUGAUUGGCCAAACACAACAUCUCGAAGUGAACCGAAAGGGCCAACACUACAAGAGCCGUGGGUUGGACUUGAGCCCACUUUUGACACCUGCUCAAGAGUUGAAUCCUUCUGCUGGUAUCUUCAACACCACCGGCCAAGACCAUGGACUCGAUAAGAAAAUCGACAACUCCUUGAUUGUAAGAGCCAAGGAUGCCCUCGAGAACAAGACUCCUGUUGUCAUUGAAGAUGUGGUAAACAACCUUGACCGUACCCUCGGAACCAUGCUUUCGUAUGAGGUCUCCAAGCGUCACGGUGGAGAAGGUCUUCCAGAUGACACCAUUACUGUGAACCUCAAGGGUCAUGCCGGUCAAUCAUUUGGUUUCACCCUUGCUAAGGGUAUCACCAUGAAUGUUGAAGGAGAUGCUAACGAUUACACCGGAAAGGGUCUCUCUGGAGGAAAGAUCUCUGUUGCCCCAUCACCAGAAGUUAUCAAGGACGGAUUCAAGCCAGAAGACCAUGUUGUUGUUGGAAACGUCUGCUUGUAUGGCGCCACCUCUGGAAAGGCAUUCUUCAGUGGAAAGGCUGGUGAGCGUUUCUGCGUUCGAAACUCUGGAGCUCUUGCCGUUGUCGAAGGAGUUGGAGAUCAUGGUUGCGAAUACAUGACUGGUGGAGUCAUGGUAUGCUUGGGUGAAACUGGCCGCAACUUUGCCGCCGGAAUGAGUGGAGGUAUUGCUUACAUUUACGAUCCCGACAACAAGUUCCCCACAAGAUGCAACAUGGGGCUUGUUGGCUUGGAAACCAUCGACACCGAGGCCGAGAAGCAAGAAGUCUUUGAAUACAUUCAAGAGCACGUUGCUGCUACGAGAAGCGGUGUUGGGCAAGAGAUGCUAGAGAACUGGGACGAAAGAAGCAAGCAAUUCGUGAAGGUCUUCCCACAUGACUACAAGAGAGUCCUCGAAGAAAGGUCCAAGGCUAUGGAAGAAGCUGCAUAA
Messenger RNA from Cylindrotheca closterium, 4785 nucleotides. Lineage: Eukaryota; Bacillariophyta; Bacillariophyceae; Bacillariales; Bacillariaceae. The record is from the annotation of a GenBank genome assembly.